This is a messenger RNA of Rosa chinensis, 794 nucleotides long. RefSeq names its product clathrin light chain 2. Lineage: Eukaryota; Viridiplantae; Streptophyta; Magnoliopsida; Rosales; Rosaceae. Gene Ontology annotation, biological process: intracellular protein transport; clathrin-dependent endocytosis; clathrin coat assembly. The coding region runs from base 74 to 646 and encodes 190 amino acids. Gene Ontology annotation, cellular component: plasma membrane; clathrin coat of coated pit; clathrin coat of trans-Golgi network vesicle. The transcript has 2 exons. The record is from RefSeq and is a predicted model, not a curated record. Gene Ontology annotation, molecular function: clathrin heavy chain binding; structural molecule activity.
UCGAACCGACUCCAAACAAACCGUUACUACGGAGCGAAAGACCCCCAGGGUCCGAGAGACAGAAAAGAAAACCAUGUCAUCGUUCGGAUCCGGGUCUACCCGCCCCUUCGACGACGGAGAGACUGAAUCUCCGCCGUCGAUCUUUUCAGCCGGCGGUGGAUUUGGAAGCUCCGAGGCGGAGGAGGGGGUUGCCCUGAGAGAGUGGCGGAGGCGGAAUGCAAUUGAGCUGGGGGAGAAGGAGAAGAAGGAGAAGGAGAAGCUGAAGCAGAUAAUAGAGGAAGCGGAGGCGUUCAAAGUGGAGUUCUACAGGAAGCGGGAGCUGAACGUGGAGAAGAAGAAGGCUUCGAACAGAGAAGUCGAGAGGGUAUUUCUGGAAAAUCAGGGCAAGUUUCAUGCAGAAGCUGAGAGGAAUUACUGGAAAGCAGUUGCGGAGAUGAUUCCUCGUGAGGUUGCAGCGAUUGAUCAGAAGAGGGGGAAGAGAGCAGACAAGGAGAAGAAGACGGGUUCUGUGGUUUUGAUUCAUGGGCCGAAGCCUGGGAAGCCCACCGAUCUUUCGAGGAUGCGUCAGAUUCUGGUGAAGCUGAAGCAGAGUCCCCCUGCUCACUGGAACCCUAAGCCAGAGGAGGUGGCUGUGGCUCAUGCUUAGACAUAUUGGUGUGAGUUUGAGUGAUCCUAGACUUCAUCGUAACAUUGAAAAUUAUAUAAUCCAUAUUAUAUGACUAUAUGAGCAUGUAAAUUAAUUUCUCUUCCAUGCAUGGCUUUUGGUUUGUUAAUGUAUAUAUUUAAUUACUUAA